GUAAAAACAGCAUUCAACAUAGUUUGAGAAGAUACUAUAUGGAUGUAAAAGCUGGAAAAUUGGUGUUAAAAUUAGAGAAAAUUAAAUGAUUUUUUUUCCAAUAUAAAUGUAUAUUCCCAAUCUCUUCACUAGCACAACCUUACCUUCCAUUUUCUGCAAGUUCUCCAAAUCUCAUACUUUCCACAAAAUAAUUUUCCCAAGAAAUAACCCUUUCCUCUUUGCUCAUCUCCCCCUCUCCCCAACAGCAGCAAACACGGCCUACCAAAUGGAGCUAGGAGGAGAUUCCUCUCCACAGAGGAAAACUGCAGGGAGAGGAAAGAUCGAAAUCAAACGGAUCGAAAACACAACGAACCGUCAAGUCACUUUCUGCAAACGCAGAAAUGGUUUGCUUAAGAAAGCUUACGAACUCUCUGUUCUUUGUGAUGCUGAAGUCGCACUCAUCGUCUUCUCUAGCCGUGGCCGUCUCUAUGAGUACUCAAACAACAGUGUCAAAGGGACAAUUGAGAGGUACAAGAAGGCAAUAUCGGAUAAUUCCAACACUGGAUCGGUGGCAGAAAUUAAUGCACAGUAUUAUCAACAAGAAUCGGCCAAGUUGCGUCAACAGAUUAUCAGCAUACAAAACUCGAACAGGCAAUUAAUGGGUGAGACGAUAGGGUCAAUGUCUCCCAAGGAGCUUAGAAAUUUGGAAGGCAGAUUAGACAGAAGUAUCAACCGAAUACGAUCCAAAAAGAAUGAACUCUUAUUCGCCGAAAUUGACUACAUGCAGAAGAGAUUUGAGCAGGAAGUUGAUUUGCAUAGCGAUAACCAGCUUCUUCGUGCAAAGAUAGCUGAAAAUGAGAGGAACAAUCCAAGUAUGAAUCUCAUGCCAGGAGGAUCUAACUACGAGCAGAUUAUACCACCGCCUCAAACGAACUCUCAGCCGUUUGAUUCACGAAACUAUUUCCAAGUCGCGGCAUUGCAACCUAACAAUCAACAUUACUCAUCCGCUGGUCGCCAAGACCUAACAGCUCUUCAGUUAGUGUAAUAUUGGCUGAAGCAUGAAGGGAUGAUGAGUGAAUAAAAAGCUGAAGUGGUUGAGGAAUGAGCAAAAUGAAACUAAUCCAAUAUUGUUAUAUAAGUGUGUAAUAUUUAUAUAAAUUUCACGAAUGUUGUGUCGAUGAUUUCCACGCUUAUUUAUAUUGCUUAUGUUAAUGUGAAACUAAUAUCCUACAAGACA
Molecule: messenger RNA, 1216 nt
Organism: Brassica napus (rape)
Lineage: Eukaryota; Viridiplantae; Streptophyta; Magnoliopsida; Brassicales; Brassicaceae
Product: floral homeotic protein AGAMOUS-like
Exons: 9
Coding region: 107-1024 (305 amino acids)
Biological process (GO): positive regulation of transcription by RNA polymerase II
Cellular component (GO): nucleus
Molecular function (GO): RNA polymerase II cis-regulatory region sequence-specific DNA binding; DNA-binding transcription factor activity, RNA polymerase II-specific; protein dimerization activity
Source: RefSeq, a predicted model, not a curated record